AUGUCCUGGCGUAAGCUUCUACUGAUACUAGAAGAAGAAGUCUGUGGUAAUUCUGUCCACAUGAAUGAGCAGAUAAGCCAGUUGGUGCAAUCAUUCAUCAAAUACUUGAAGGAACCAAGAUACCAGUCGCCGCUUACUUUACCAGAACUAGCGCUGUUAUUUUCUAAUUUCUAUAAGGACUUGAAUUCAUUGGUUAUAAACUUAUAUACACAGUCAAACAGCGUAAAGAAACAACUUAUAUCAAGUUCGGAGUAUUUUAGGACCCACGCCGAUGAUUUUGACUAUUUAUUAGCAAUCGCUAAUUACUCUACGUCAUCAGUGAAGUUAUUAAAGAGAACGGAUCUGGAUGCUGUUUUGCAGUUGAGAGUAUUUAAUUAUUAUAAAUUUAUCACGAUAGUGGAAGCGAUCGAGAAGGCACAAGCAGAGCUAUUUAAUUCAAAUAAUACACUAGAUGAAGGCAUCUCGUUACUUGAAAAGAUAUUUAAAUUUGAUCAACGUGAUAUCAUACUUCAGGAAUUUCUUAAUGAAAAAUUGGAUGCCUUGAAGAAGUUAAAGUUACCAUUUUCCUGCUUUAUCGAGAAUGAUACAACUAAUAAAUUGACUGCAUUUUUUUCAUCAAUUUCCGAGGCUGGUAAUGAAAACAGUACGUUGGAGAAAAUCAAACAAACAUUUGUUGUAUUAAUUGAAAGCAUUACUCCAUAUUCGAAACUAAAAGCAGUGGUAGAAAUUCAAAAGUCUUUAAUCAUACUAUUAUCAGAAGCAUAUGAUAGUGACCCCAGCAACGUUAAUAAUGAUGAUAUAAUUCCCUCGUUGAUUUACAUAAUCAUAUAUCAUGUACCUUUCAAUUCGAGUGAUUUAUAUUUGAAUUUCACUUUCAUAAAAAAUUUUGUUAAUCUUAUUGAUCCAUAUAACGUUGACAUAAAUUCAUUUACAUUGAAUUCUUUCCCAGCGUCAUAUACACCUACUGAUAGGUUGAACAGAUCGUUGAAUGGUAAGAAAACGUUCAAGAAAAAUAACUUAUUUGAAUAUUUAAAUUUAAAAGAAGAAGACGACACGGAACUAGAAACGUCUAGCAAUAUUGACUUUUUCAAAAAUGACAAGGAUUUAGUUCAUUAUAUUCAAGCGAAAUAUUUAAAUAACGGAGAACUUAAAUUUUAUUUAACUAAUUUUGAAGCCGUUUUAUUCUUUUUACUGAGUGUCACAAUUCAAGAAUUGGUUCCAGAAGGAACAACAGAAAAUCAACUAUUAAAAUGCUCCCUACAUAAAUUAGUAGAUCAGGAAUUAUUAAGUCAUUUCAAAUUCCCAGAUGGUAAGGCGAUAGAUGAAUUUAAAAACCAAGAAGAUAUUUCGCCACAGGUAUCUUCUAGAUCUCGUUCUAGCUCACUAUUAAACACAAUUAGCCAUAAAUUAAACGAUGUUGCAUUAUCAGUUAAUAGAUCAAGGUCCAAUUCGUCCAUAAUGAACAGCUUGAAAUCUUCAUCAUUAUCAUUGAAUAAGGAAAGUUUUCCUUCAUUUGCAGGCAAUCAUGAAACCGAAACAACGCAUACUUCUCCCACAAAUUCUAAUGAAAGUAAUACUGUCGAUACCAAUCAUAUACCUUCGCUGAUGAUGAAGAAUAUUCUAGGUAGAUUCAGUCUGGUUCUGGUUCCACAGUUCAGGCCAAGCAUAGAAGAGCAAAUAACAACAACUGAAGCGGAUAAUACUGAUACUAAGACUGAGGAAAGAGAUAAAAGAUCAAGCUCGUUAAUGAGCAAAAUGUCACUGGAUCACUUGAGAACCAGAUCAUCAUCAAUUGAGAAGCUAGAUCAAGAUCAAAAUGGAAUCAGAGAGCAUCAGAAAAAGAGUUCUAUCACUUCCAAGCUUACCAAUGGCGUAUCUGAUUUUAUGACCAAAUUCAAUAGUACUACAAAUGGUUCCAAUGGCACAAUUUCUACGUUGCAUGCAAAUCCAACUAAGAAUGCUUCUAAUUUAUCAAUACAUUCGUUUGUUGAGGGUCUGAAUAAUUACACAGAUAGCAAUAUUACUAUAAAUGAAGAUUUAAGUACACCCAAUGGUAGUUCUGCAACAAUUCAAAGAAGACCAGAUUAUAGAAAUCGAACAACCAGCUUACAGGUAAUGGAUAAGUGGUUUAAUAAUAUAUCAGCGAACAACAAUAGUAACCCUGAAAGCCAAGAGAAUACCGUAGGUUCGACAACUGGUGAUAAUUUAGAAGAAGAGAGUGUAACCCAAAUAAAGAAUUUAACGAAGUAUACGAAUAAAGAUUUUGAAUCUCUUACUAUGAAAGAUUUGAAGGACUUGAAGGCUUGUUAUGACAUAUUAUGUAAUGACCUUGUUUCAAAGUCUAACAUUAAGUCUGACAAGACUGACAAAGAUGAACCGAUUGAUACCACAGACAGAAUUAGCUCCUCUGAAACAAGCAUUUAA
This is a messenger RNA of Debaryomyces hansenii CBS767, 2424 nucleotides long. RefSeq lists its product as uncharacterized. Lineage: Eukaryota; Fungi; Ascomycota; Pichiomycetes; Serinales; Debaryomycetaceae. The transcript has a single exon. Bases 1 to 2424 code for a protein of 807 amino acids. The record is from RefSeq and is a predicted model, not a curated record.